UCCUCCCUUUAUCCAUUCUCGCUGACAGGUGUCCUUGAGCAGGGGCACGAGCCUGGCAAAGGGCCAGGUCACCAUGAGGGCGCUCUUCUUGUUUCUUGCACUCUGGGCAAGGCUGGCUCCUGCCCAGGGUUCUCAAGGCCGUCCCUCAUGGCGUUACAUCUCCUCUGAGGUGGUCAUUCCCAGGAAGGAGUUGCACCAUGGCAAAGGUGUUCAGAUGCCAGGCUGGCUGUCCUACAGCCUUCGUUUUGGGGGUAAGAGACACGUUAUCCACAUGCGGCGCAAGAAACUGUUUUGGUCUAGACAUCUGCUGAUGAUGACUCAGGAUGACCAAGGAGCCUUGCAGAUGGACUACCCGUUCAUCCCUCCAGAUUGUUACUACCUCGGCUACCUGGAGGAGAUUCCUCUUUCCAUGGUCACCGUGGACACGUGUUAUGGGGGUCUUGAAGGUAUCAUGAAGUUGGAUGACCUUGCCUAUGAAAUCAAACCCCUCAGCAAUUCCCGAAGGUUUGAACACAUUGUUUCUCAGAUAGUGGCAGACACCAAUGCAACAGGACCUACCUAUAAAUUGGGACAUAAAGAGAUUAAGGAGCCCCUAUUCUCUGAAGAAAUUUCCAAUCCAGCCCCCAGGAUCAAUAAUAGGAUCUUUUCCUCCCAUAAAUCCAUGAUCAAAGGAUUUGCUCAAAGUUCCAAUUCAAUGUAUCGUUUAUAUAAUAAUGUAACAAUGUGUGCAAAAUUUCUGAUAGACAUGGUUAGUUUAAUGGACUCGAUAUAUAAAGGUCUUGAUAUAAAGUUCCAUCUUACUGCAGUCCUUAUAUUUGAUAUAAGAGAUCCAGUCAACAUGAAUGAUUACAGAUUGCCAGCUGGUGAAUACCACAGAUUUCACGCUACCUACUUGUUCAACAUCAUAAACCCUAGUUCAUCCUUCGUUGUGGUUAAAGAAGGACCACAAGACUAUCAAAAUGAUCCUGCAACCUUUGCUUUAUGCUCUCCUCGAUGCCUACAUAUGGUUGGUCACCUCGGCAGACAUUAUUUAUUGUUAGCUGUGAUAAUUUCCCAAUACUGUGGGAGAUCCAUUGGUCUGUAUUUUGAUAAUCAUGAGUGCAGUUGCCAGCGGAGGUCCAGCUGCAUCAUGUACAGAUACCCUGUGUUGACAGAUUCCUUUAGUAACUGUUCUUUUGGACACUUACAAAACAUUCUGAAUAUUAACAAGCAUUGCCUAUUCAAUGAAAGGGUGGUAUUCUUUAAUACAAGUCUGACACAUGUACGUUGUGGAAACUCUAUAGUAGAGGACAGGGAGCAGUGUGACUGUGGCUCCAUCAAGCAGUGUGCCAGCAACCCCUGCUGUAGUAACAACUGCAAACUUGAAAGUACAUUUCUUUGUGACAAAGGGCUAUGUUGUACAAACUGCACCUUCUCUGCAGUUGGGACUCUCUGUAGACCAAUCCGAAAUAUCUGUGACCUUCCAGAGUAUUGCACGGGCAGAUCCCCUCAGUGCCCUAAUAAUUUCUAUAUGCAAGAUGGAACCCCGUGCACUGAAGAGGGCUACUGCUAUCACGGAAACUGCACUGACCGCACUGUGCACUGCCAAGAAAUCUUUGGUGCAAACACUGUGGGGGGGCCAGAUGUCUGCUACGAAAUUAAUAAAAAAGGCCACCGAUUUGGACACUGUAAAAGAGAGUUUGUAGCCAGACUAUUUAUUCGUUGUGGUGACCAAGAUGUCAAGUGUGGAAGGCUGCAGUGUGCCAAUGUCACUCAUCUCCCUCGGUUGCAAGAACAUGUGGGAUUCCAUCAGUCUAAGAUCUCAGGUGUCUGGUGUUGGGGAUUGGACACACAUCGCUCCACAGGAACAACUGAUGUUGGUCAUGUGAGACCUGGUACCCCCUGUGCUCCUGGAAAGUUCUGUGAGAAUUCUACCUGCAAUGCUACUAUAGGUGAAAUAAAUUACAACUGUUUCCCUGAGAAAUGCAACCGCAGGGGUAUUUGCAACAAUAACAGGAACUGUCAUUGCCACAUAGGCUGGGAUCCCCCAUUCUGCAAAUUGCAAGGUAAAGGAGGGAGUAUAGACAGUGGACCCCCUCCAAGAAGAAUGCGGUCAGUCAGGCAAAGUCAUGAAUCGGUGAUAUAUUUGAGAGUGGUCUUUGCUCGCAUUUAUGCCUUAAUAGCUGCGCUCCUCUUUGGCAUUGCCACCAAUGUAAAAUCUAUCAAGACAGUUAUAGUAAGGGAAGAGAACGUUGGUGAAGCCAAUCCAUAAAUCAGCCUCCAGACCCCUGAACAGCAACAUGCAAUCCACAGGAGCAUGAAUGAAACUACAGUAAAGAGGUAGCAAAGCUGACAUCUAUGUUUCCAGGGAUCUGCAGGAGACACAGGGGUCCCGUGCAUCACAGGGCUCUCAAACCAGGUCUGUGAUAUGUCACUGAG
This is a messenger RNA of Zalophus californianus (California sea lion), 2418 nucleotides long. Its product is annotated as disintegrin and metalloproteinase domain-containing protein 29-like. Gene Ontology annotation, cellular component: plasma membrane; external side of plasma membrane; sperm head plasma membrane. The coding region runs from base 74 to 2251 and encodes 725 amino acids. Lineage: Eukaryota; Metazoa; Chordata; Mammalia; Carnivora; Otariidae. Gene Ontology annotation, biological process: male gonad development; proteolysis. Gene Ontology annotation, molecular function: metalloendopeptidase activity. The transcript has a single exon. The record is from RefSeq and is a predicted model, not a curated record.